ACAGGCGGAGGCAAAACCCAGCAGCUCUAGUAGCCCUUCAAGGAACUUUACAGUGUACUGUAUGUGGUAGUGCAUGACAAGGACCAUGGCAGCAGCAGACUGGGUCUUCUUGCUGUCUGCACUGCUAUCUCUGGCAUUCACAGUGGAGCAUAACCACAGAAGGGAGAUAGAUACCUACCAUGUGAGUGUUGGCCACCUCUUCCUGCUGAGGUGCCACAUUGCUGACUCUCACACCAACUUGACCUGGAGAAGAGUUGGGAAGCACAAUCUGAGCCUGCCCACUGGAGUUGAAGUCAGGGACGGGUUACUGUGGUUUCUACCUGUCCAGAUGUCUCAUCAUGGAUCCUACACCUGUGAAAAAAGCGACAAGACUAGAUUAUUGCAGAUGAGGUUUGGGGUGUCAGUGUCCAGUGAAGAGUGUCCAGAUCCACCUGAGAUCAUAUCCAUCACCCAGGGAGUCAGUGGAGGCCUUCCUUGCAAACAGAGGGAGAUCUUCAGACUGAAUAACACAAGGAACAUACGAUGGAUGAAGGACUGCCACCCAGUGGAGCAGCAAGGGGAGCCCAUCUCUGUGGAUAAGAAUGGCUUCAUGAGACUCCCUGUAGCCUCAGAGAGGGAUGCUGGGAAAUACACCUGCCUGGUAGACAUUAGCUUGGAUGGCAGGAAAUACACCGCUGCACGCAGCAUCCAGCUGACAAUUAACAACGAUCUGGUAGAUACAGUUGCUGCAGAGCCCGAGGUGGUGUUCCCUCAACAGGAAGUUGUCAUUGUUGAAGUUGGUACUAGAGCGGAGCUAAAGUGUUUAGCCUACAUAGGCUUCAGUGACGACAAUGACACUCAGAUGUACUGGACUGUUAACGAAACCUACAUUGAGGAUCACAAGGAACUCUAUGAGUCCUGGAAAUAUACUCACAACAGAGGCAGAGUGUAUGGUCUGUCCACUCUGUCCAUCUCCAAAGUUCUUCGUCAGUUCCUGAAUGUCCCCAUUCAUUGCAUAAUAGAGAACCUAGCUGGAAUGAACGUCGGCUUGGUGUGGCUUCAAGAAGCUGACCGCAGUGCUCUCUACACCACUGUGGCUCUUGGGCUCACUGCCUUCCUGGCUAUUCUGGCUGCUGCCUUCCUCUUCUUUAAAGUAGAUCUAGUGCUGGCUUACAGGAAACUGUUGAGACAUUUUCCAAAGCAACAAGCUCCAGAUGGGAAGCUUUAUGACGCCUAUGUGAGCUUCCUCCAUCCUGACACCAUGAGUUCAGAUGAGACGGCGAGUUUAGCCCUGCAGAUCCUGCCUGAGGUGCUGGAGAAACAACACGGCUACUCACUGUACAUCAGAGGGCGGGACGACUGCCCCGGAGAAGCGGUGCAUGAUGCCAUUGCUGCGACAGUGUACAAAUGCCGCAGGCUGAUAAUCAUCAUUUCACCUGCAAAACCCUCCACUGAUGACAAAACAGAGGAAGUACUCUUGCAUGACAACCACUUCCAGCUGUGCUAUGAGCAGAAAGUUGGCCUUCAUGAUGCCUUGAUCCAGAAUGAUCCCCGAGUGAUUCUGGUGGAAAUUGAUGGUCCGGUGGAUUACAGUUGUCUGCCUGAGUCUCUGCGCUAUAUCAAGAGGAAACAAGGAGCUCUGGAGUGGAAGAAACCCUCCCUUGGAGCCCAAAAACUCACCAAAUUGCGCUCAAACAGAAACUUCUGGAAGAAUCUCAGAUAUCAAAUGCCCUCUGUGCCUACAGGGAAACUCUAGACUAUUGUGUAGACCAGGUGAAAAAUAUUUUUUUCCUAAAGAUGGGAUCCAACAUAGAUGUUAUGUUUAUUACAUCAGGACCAUCGGGUCUGUUUCCUGGAAACACUGUCAUUCACCUGAAUUGUGUGGUGAUAACUGUCAACAAACAGAACUGGUUGCUUGGUUGCAGAAGAGACCUCUCCGGGAUUUUUUGCUGAUACAAAACAAGAAUACUUUACAAAUGAUAAAGCUUUGUUCCACAGACUACAGACUUUCAUCACAGGCUCUUACAUGUUUGCUCUUCAGAAAGGGGGUUGCCUAUAAUUUUCUUAUUAAGAAUUGCAGCCCAUUUACACUGUGGUUUGUCAUUUAUAUUUAAGGCUGUGGUGGUUUGGUAAUUCCAGUGGUCAAUAUUUGAUUUUAGUAUGUCCUUUUAGUAAGGUUUAUUGUGACAACACCCUAAUGUGCAGGUCAUCUAUGUUGUUGUUUGCACCUCCUCGGAGGGAAAGGUUUUUUAAGACUAAAUAGUUAUAAAAUGUACUUGAAAUAAUAUUUAGAUUUCUAUUGUUAAGACUGCUGUGUUGUAUAUUGAUGUGAUUGCUGAGGAUUGCUCGACAGAGUGCUAAACAUUUAUUGUCCUUACCUAGAAAGUAACCUGUAUUUAUGUGACCUUUUUGUUGUACUGUAAGAUGCUAUGAGAAGGAGUAUCAUCCCUGAUAAGUGUGUGACCUUACUUUCAUUGAAGUCCUUGUGAGGGAGAUGUGUUGCUCAUGUGAGCAAUGAUUAAAGAUACUAUGAUUACA
Molecule: messenger RNA, 2517 nt
Organism: Micropterus dolomieu (smallmouth bass)
Lineage: Eukaryota; Metazoa; Chordata; Actinopteri; Centrarchiformes; Centrarchidae
Product: interleukin-1 receptor type 1-like
Exons: 12
Coding region: 74-1735 (553 amino acids)
Biological process (GO): signal transduction
Source: RefSeq, a predicted model, not a curated record